AUGGAGAAUGAUGGUUUGAUAAUUGGGAACAAUCAGGAUUCUCUGUUGAGCCAGAAUCAAUACAUAGAACCAGGACAUAGUCAGAGUUCACCUAUUGUUCAGAGUCAUAACUUUGGAUCAGCACACAACAUCAAUUAUCAUAAUUUGGAUGCAGAGGUUGGCAUUGACUAUGUUCAAGACGGGGGUUUAGAACACAAUCAUGACCAUAGUUUAGUUCUCAGGCAGACCAGUGAACAUGCUUUUGUUCAGCAACAUGGAGAUGUGCACCAUUUUAAAGAGAAUGGAAUAGGUUUUGAUGAAGGUGACGAUGCUACUGUAAAUCAAAGCCAUAUCAAUGGUGAAGAUCACGAAAAUCAGCUGGGCACUGGAGGUUCACAGGAGAAUCAUGAAAAUCAGGAGCUGGGUAUUGUUCCUAUGUCAGAUGUGAAUUUUCAACAACCAUUGGUGGUUAGAAAUUCUCUUGUCUCUUACUCUCAAGCAGUAGAGCUGACUGUUGGGCAAGAAUUCCCUGAUGUCCAUAGCUGUCGAAGAGCACUGAGGGAUGCAGCUAUUGCUUUUCGCUUUGAGAUGCAGACGAUCAAGUCUGACAAGGCUCGUUUCACAGCUAAGUGUGCGAGUGAGGGAUGCCCAUGGAGGAUUCAUGCUGCAAAGCUUCCUGGUGUUCCUACAUUCACAAUUAGGACAAUUAAUGAGGAACAUGCUUGUGGUGGAAUAAGACAUCUCGGUCACCUACAAGCAUCAGUUCAAUGGGUUGCAGAAUCCAUGAAAAGACGCCUAAUGGAAAACCCUCAUUGUACCCCAAAGGAGAUACUGGAGGAGAUUCAUCGAGCUCAUGGGAUCACAUUAUCAUAUAAGCAGGCAUGGAGGGCAAAGGAGAGAAUCAUGGCCACUUUUCGUGGAUCAUUUGAGGAAGAAUAUCACCUCCUUCCACAGUAUUGUGAUCAAAUUCGAAGGACGAAUCCUGGAAGCAUUGCAGUGGUUUAUGGGAAUCCUGUUGACAAUUGUUUCGAGCGCCUAUUUAUCUCGUACCAAGCAUCAAUUUACGGGUUUUUAAAUGCUUGCCGACAUCUCAUUGUACUUGGUAGAACUCAUUUGAAAAGCAAGUACCUUGGGACCUUGCUUUUUGCCUCUGGCUUUGAUGGUGAUGGUGCUGUCUUUCCGUUAGCAUUUGGCGUUGUUGACAAUGAAACUGUGGAUAAUUGGAUGUGGUUCCUCUCCGAGCUGCAUAAUCUGCUUGAAGCCAACACAGAAAACAUGCCAAAGCUUACAUUUCUUUCCGAAAGAAACAAGGGAACUAUUGACGGAGUAGAAGCUUACUUCCCUACGGCUUUUCAUGGUUUCUGCAUUUAUCAUCUCAUUGACAGUUUCAGGAAGGAUUUCAACAACACCAUCCUCCCCAACCUUCUAUGGGAAGCUGCUAAUGCUCUCACUAUGUUAGAGUUUGAGCAGAAAAUGUUUAUGAUUGAAGAGAUGUCAAAGGAAGCAGCCUACUGGAUAAGAAGCAUUGACCCACGAUUGUGGGCUAUGGCAUAUUUUGAAGGCACAAGACUUGGGCAAUUAACAGCUAAUAUAGGUGAAUCAUUAAAAACUCUAACACUAGAAGCAUCUGGACUUCCAAUAAUCCAAAUGAUGGAGUGUAUCCGUCGCAAACUGAUGACUUGGUUCUAUGAUCGUCGCGAAAUGAGCAUGCAAUGGACAAGCACACUCGUUCCAUCUGCUGAAAGGCAAGUGUUCGAGGCUAUUGAGCUUGCAAAAACUUGCCAAGUCUUCAAAGCAAAUGAUGCUGAAUUUGAAGUCAGGUCCAAUGAAGGAUCCCAUAUAGUAAAUAUUCGUAGCCGUCAAUGUUCGUGCUGUGGAUGGCAGCUUCGAGGAUUGCCCUGUGUCCAUGGUGUGGGAGCUCUCAUCUCUUGUGGGCAGAAUGUAUACAAGUAUACUGAAAGCUUUUUCACAGUGGCUAAUUAUCGAAAAGCAUACUCACAAUGCAUACACCCAAUUCCUGAUAGAGCACUUUGGAGAGAGACGUAUGAAGGAUUACUGAUGAGUGAUGUUGAAACUGUGAUAAACCCGCCAAACUCGCUUCAGCCACCACCAGGAAAACCAAGGAAGAAACGAGCGCGUGCUGAUGAUGGUGGCCGAGUUAAACGAACUGUGCAUUGCAGCCGCUGCCAUCAAAGUGGACAUUUUAGAACAACAUGUACAGUCCCCAUAUACAUGCUGCUGGAAUUCAAGUCUCUUUCAUUGUAUAGAAGGAACUCAGCUUUUAGUUUUGUUUAG
Messenger RNA from Ricinus communis (castor bean), 2274 nucleotides. RefSeq lists its product as uncharacterized. Gene Ontology annotation, molecular function: zinc ion binding. The coding region runs from base 1 to 2274 and encodes 757 amino acids. Lineage: Eukaryota; Viridiplantae; Streptophyta; Magnoliopsida; Malpighiales; Euphorbiaceae. The record is from RefSeq and is a predicted model, not a curated record. The transcript has a single exon.